AUGCUCUCCACCCCAUCUUCUCAAGCGGAACAACCCACAACUCCUGUUCCAAGUCUUCUUCUCGGUCGCAGUCUGCAAAUCACAAUUUUGGGUUCUCCUCAAAGAUGGCCGCCGUCGACGAGGGUUGUUCCGAUACUUUAA
Chondrus crispus (carragheen) is the source of this 141-nucleotide messenger RNA. RefSeq lists its product as hypothetical. Bases 1 to 141 code for a protein of 46 amino acids. The record is from RefSeq and is a predicted model, not a curated record. NCBI's taxonomy places the organism in Eukaryota, Rhodophyta, Florideophyceae, Gigartinales, Gigartinaceae. The transcript has a single exon.